AUGGAUACUGGGAUCCCACACCGCCGCCCCAAAGAUGGCCUCUACGCAAUCAGAAGUUUCCUGCUGCAUGAGGUGGAUGGUUUCCCAGGUUUGCGCAUGAUCAAGGUUGUUGUGGGUGAACAUCAUGAGCUCUCAGACUGGGCCCAGCUUCGAGAGCUUGGUUGGCAUCAGCAGAUCGUUGUCCGAAUCAUGCAUUUCGAUGGAGGGGACGUGGAUUGA
Penicillium cataractarum is the source of this 219-nucleotide messenger RNA. RefSeq lists its product as uncharacterized. The record is from RefSeq and is a predicted model, not a curated record. The transcript has a single exon. The coding region runs from base 1 to 219 and encodes 72 amino acids. Lineage: Eukaryota; Fungi; Ascomycota; Eurotiomycetes; Eurotiales; Aspergillaceae.